This is a messenger RNA of Camelus dromedarius (Arabian camel), 5808 nucleotides long. It is a transcript of the gene SLC6A20, whose product is annotated as solute carrier family 6 member 20. The transcript has 11 exons. Lineage: Eukaryota; Metazoa; Chordata; Mammalia; Artiodactyla; Camelidae. The record is from RefSeq and is a predicted model, not a curated record. Gene Ontology annotation, cellular component: plasma membrane. Gene Ontology annotation, molecular function: L-proline transmembrane transporter activity. Gene Ontology annotation, biological process: sodium ion transmembrane transport. Bases 1771 to 3402 code for a protein of 543 amino acids.
AUUUUAUGAAGAUAUAUCAACAUUUUCUUUCACAGAUAAUGUUUCUGAUGUUUCAGCUAAGAAAUCUUUGCCUAACUUAAGAUCAGGAAGAUUUUCUCUUGUGUUUUCUUCUAGAAGUUUUAUAGUUUUGAGUUGUAAUAGGUCUGUGAUCCAUUUUGAGGUUUUUUUAGGGGGAAGGUAUAAAAUGUGAGGUAUGGAUUGAAGUUCAUUUUUUUCUGCAUAUAGAUAUUCGCUUGUUCUGGCAUCAUUUGUCGAGGCAGUGAAAGUAGAGCAGAUCCACUGGGAGAGUGUGUCUGGCUGGCUGGUUGCGCGGUGGGAGGGGUGAAAGAAUCACUGGAGGGCAGGGCUGAAGAGCCCUCAUUCCCAUCUGGGCGCCUGGCCUUGGAUUUCCGACCUGCCCGUGGGCAGCGGACCAUCAGGCCCUGGGAAAGAGGAAAGCCUUCCGUGGACCAUUCCGGCCUCCUGUGGUUACUGUUUAACACCUUGGGUGAAAAUAAGCUUUUCUUAUAACCAGUGAGGGUUUGAAUGUUGCUCCAAGCAGGUUGUCCCAACGCUACCUAUCUUGAUAGGUAUGUGGUGGGUGAGAGCCCCUGAUGGCCUCUUGGACUCCUUGCUGUUGAGAGGACCUGGGGUCCACUGCCAAGGAGCCAGGAACUGAGGGAGGAAUGGCCGAGGGGCUGCGGAGGAGGGGGCCGAGACCAACCGGAGAAGCAGUGGCUCAGCUGCCGGCGGGGACAGCCGGUGUGGGGGACCUCCCAACAGGCUGCCAUCCUUUGUCCAUGUGUCUGGCGGUGGUGGGGGGGUGCCUUUCAUGGCUCCAAUCAUACCCUCUGGCUCCCCACUAUCAUGGGGGCAUUUGUCUGCAGGUGGCUCCUUGGAAACCAGUGGGUUUAAAAUUUGUAUUGGUAUAGUACCUUUAUUAAAAUGAAAUUUUAGGCUGAAGGCCACUGUAUAAAAUGGAUAAACACAACGAAGGUGCUCUGUAAAGGAAGGUGAAACUCCUCUGCCCACGUGAUCCCUCGUGGGCUAGGAGCAGGGCUGCUAACCUCCCAUCCACCCCACACCCAGCUUAGGGCCCAGCCCAGAGGAAGGUUUAGUGAAACGGUUGUUUAACGUAACACCUCCUGUGGGCACCAUCAGGGCUGUGCGAAAAGCCCAAAGGAAGUGUGUGGAGGUGGACGGCUGGAUGGACAGAUUCAGGAAUGAUGUUCAGAACAUUUAACCAUGCAGUGGUCCAGGCUCUGAUCAACCAUUAGUUGCUGCAACAGAAGAUGGAAUGGGGGUUUCUGGCCGAGGGGCUGGGGCAGCUGAGGCAUUGAGGAAGGCACUCAUGGGGCUUGGGACAGCAGCAGUCUACCACCCAGAAUGGAAGUAUUUAAAGAUUUUAACAACUGAUCUGGCCACAUGUCAUCCAUGGAUAGAUGGAUGAGUAGAAAGAUAGAAGGAUGGUUGGAUGGAUGGAUGGAAGACAAAAGAGUGGAUGUUGGAAGAAUGGAGGAUGAGUAGAAAGAUAGGCAGAUGGAUUCUGAAGGAAAGAUAAAAGAAGACCGGAUGGAGGAUGGUUGGAUGGAUGGAUGGAUGGAUGAAUGGAAGAUAGGUGGAUGGAUGGAAAGGCAGAAGGAUGAAUGGACAAGUGGAAAGACUGAGGGAAGAAAGGGAGGAUGAAUGGAAGGACAUUGGCUGAGCCGUUGGGUGGGUUACAAAGCCCAGCGCUGAUGACCUGGUUUUGGCUGGACACCUGCAGGUAGUUUCCUGGUGCCCUACAUCGUCAUGCUCAUCGUGGAGGGCAUGCCGCUCCUGUACCUGGAACUGGCAGUGGGGCAGCGCAUGCGGCAGGGCAGCAUCGGCGCCUGGAGGACAAUCAGCCCCUACCUCAGUGGCGUUGGCGUGGCCAGCGUGGUGGUGUCCUUCUUCCUCUCCAUGUACUACAACGUCAUCAACGCCUGGGCCUUCUGGUACCUCUUCCACUCCUUCCAGGAUCCCCUGCCAUGGUCUGUCUGCCCAGUGAAUGGCAACCGCACGGGCUAUGAUGAGGAAUGUGAGAAGGCGACCUCGACACAGUACUUCUGGUACCGGAAAACCCUCAACAUCUCGCCGUCCAUCCAGGAAAACGGGGCGGUGCAGUGGGAGCCGGCGCUGUGCCUCAUCCUGGCCUGGCUCCUGGUGUACCUGUGCAUCCUGCGGGGCACCGAGUCCACUGGCAAGGUGGUGUACUUCACUGCGUCGCUGCCCUACUGCGUGCUCCUCAUCUACCUGAUCAGGGGCCUCACGCUCCACGGAGCCACCAAUGGGCUGGCGUACAUGUUCACUCCCAAGAUGGAGCAGCUGGCCAACCCCAAGGCCUGGAUCAACGCCGCCACCCAGAUCUUUUUCUCACUCGGCCUGGGCUUCGGCAGCCUCAUCGCCUUCGCCAGCUACAACGAGCCCUCCAACGACUGCCAGAAGCACGCCAUCAUCGUGUCCCUCCUCAACAGCUCCACCUCCAUCUUUGCCAGCGUCGUCACCUUCUCCAUCUAUGGCUUCAAGGCCACCUUCAACUACGAAAGCUGUUUGAACAAGGUGAUUCUGCUGCUGACCAACUCUUUCGACCUUGAAGAUGGCUUUUUGACAGCCAGCAACCUGGAACAGGUGAAGGGCUACCUAGCAUCUGCCUAUCCGAGCAAAUACAACGAGGUGUUCCCACAAAUUAAAAACUGCAGCUUGGAAUCGGAGCUCGACACGGCUGUCCAGGGCACCGGGCUGGCUUUCAUCGUCUACACCGAGGCCAUCAAAAACAUGGAGGUGUCCCAGCUGUGGUCUGUGCUCUACUUCUUCAUGCUGCUGAUGCUGGGCAUUGGGAGCAUGCUGGGGAACACGGCCGCCAUCCUCACCCCUCUGACCGACAGCAAGGCCAUCUCCAGCUACCUGCCCAAGGAGGCCAUCUCAGGUCUGGUGUGCUUCAUCAACUGCGCCAUCGGCAUGGUGUUCACCACGGAGGCCGGCAACUACUGGUUCGACAUCUUCAACGACUAUGCGGCCACGCUGUCCCUGCUGCUCAUCGUCCUGGUGGAGACGGUCGCCGUGUGUUACCUGUAUGGGCUGAGGAGAUUUGAAAGCGACCUUCGGGCCAUGACUGGCCGCAAGCUCAACUGGUACUGGAAGGCCAUGUGGGCCGGCGUGAGCCCGCUGCUCAUCGUCAGCCUCUUUGUCUUCUACCUGAGCGACUACAUCAUGACCGGGACCCUGCGCUACCAAGCCUGGGACGCCUCCCAGGGCCAGCUUGUGACCAAGGAUUACCCGCCGUAUGCACUGGCCAUCAUCGGGCUACUCGUGGCUUCUUCCACCAUGUGCAUCCCUCUGGUGGCCCUGGGGACUUUCAUCACACGUCGCCUCAAACGGGGAGACACAGCCCCCGGGGCCUGACAGCCGGGCCUCCCAGAGACCCCGUCAGCUGCCAGGUCCAGGCGGAGCCGCCUCUGCUGCUGUCUGAGACAGUGACUCGGGAAGCCCUCAGCCCAUUGUCUUGCUGAGUCUAUAAAGGAUUAGGAGGGUGUGAAGGGAGCUGAGUCCCUCAAGAGGAACCCCGACCCUGCUCGCCAAGCCAUCUCUCUCCUUCCCCCUCCCCUUGGGGUCACACCCAGAUGCCCUCCCCCCAACCAUCACCAAAGAGGCAGGGUUCUCCAGGCAGUCUUAAGACAAUUGCUUGGCUCUAGGAAGGUCCUAGAACUAGGCCACACUAUGAGCUGAAAUGUGACUAUAAUUUUUAUGGAAUAAAAUGUGAGCAAUGUUUGUUUUCCUGUAGAGAUCUUGAACUAUACAGGGCAGUUGUAUUGUAAGGGCCUGAGAUGACAAAUCUGAAUGUCAUCAGUACACAAUUAGUUCUCUUAUUUUCAGCCACGUUGAAUAGGCAACCCCUGUGUUCUCCUUCACUAAGGGGACCAACUGGCCGUGAAGAAAGGAGGCCUUUGUUCGGGGCUCACCAAGGGGGUCACUUUUCCCUAAUCCGAGCUCCCUCACAGUGGGUCCAGGACUAGUCCUCUCUACAAAAAUUGCCCCAAUUUAAGGGGAGGGUAUAGCUCAGUGGUAGAGCGCAUGCUUAGCAAGCAUGCGGUCCUGGGUUCAAUCCCCAGUACCACCAUUAAACUAAAUAAGUAAAUAAAUAAACCAAAUACCCCCCCAACAAAAAGAAAAACAAACCAAAAAUUGCCCCAACUUACAGUUUGCAACCUCAAACCAACUUUGGAGGGGUGACAUGGGGCUUCGCUGCAGACAGCCCCUGCCCCGCUAUCUCAGUGGAUGGACCAGCUGUCAGAGCCUCCAGGAGGAUGGAUGUGAAGCCUUGUCCGCACAGACUGAAGCUUCUGUUUGGACAUGAUGGCCAGCUCUUUCUAGGAAAGACCAUCAAUACGACUUAAAGUCAAUUUUAAAUGAUCUGUGCGUAAGUUUUCUAGAAUGGAUGUAUCUCAAACAGAGCAUCUUGUCACUGAAGAUGCCAUAUUUACGAUACAGCAUCAUCCACCGUGGGAAGGUCACCUGUCUUGCCUUUUUUUUUUAACUGCAGUAAGUAGGUCAAGGUCAUCCCUGAAGUGCAAGGAACCCUUCCUGCUCCAACAUCUGUGCUUCUCUGAGACCAUGGACUUCGGGAAACUUUCUUUGGGUGGAUUUGUACAGACAUCUUUAAAGACGCUUAAACACUCACUUGGGACAUCAGCUGGAGAUGUCUUUUUUUUUUUUAACUUGUUUUUCAUGCUACUAAUGUCCCUAUAAGUAAAUCAGGCAUGAGAAAGGUCUUCUGCUGUCUUGAGCUGCCAUCUUAUCAAUACCUCCAGCUUCUCCAGAGGUCCAGGUAUAAUAAGGUCACGUGGCUUUAAAAUGCAUGCAGCAGUCAGACCUGGGUGUCUCAUCCGAGGGCUCUUUGGUGUCAGAAAACCUCAGUGAUCAAGGCUGGAACAAGAGUGAGCACACUCGAGGGCAGCCCUGCAGCCCUGAGUCUGUUCCUGAAUCCCUACAGGUCAGUCUCCAGCUCAGCCCUGGUCAUGGUCGCUGUCUUACAGUAGAGCCGCCCCUCCUGGGAUCAGUCAUCAGCAGGCUGUUUCCGCCCCGAGUGCCUGGUACCCUCAGGGACGUGGAGACAGCCUUGUUCUCGAACAUCACUUUGUUCACAGUAGCUGUACCUCAGUGCCCUCUACCUUGCCGCCCUUGGAACCACCUGGGAGCAUUUAAACUCCCAGUGACCAGUCCACGCCCUGGAACAGACAAAUCUGAGAACCAUGGCCCCAUUUAAAAAGGAAAUUGUGUUGUGCAUUCAGGCACAUUUACAUCAAAAAUGGCCUUUAAAAGUUGGAAAGUAUUUCUCAUUGUAUGGAAAAGUCACUUCUACAGUAUAAUUUUUGCUCACGAAAGUCAGAGAGAUGAAGUCUCAUUAUUAUAGAUGAUGUGUCCCAAGUGAAAAUGUCUCCAGUUUUGAUCUGGUUUUAUUCUGGCUCCUGAGACUUUAGUAAGAGCAGAACAUUUGGCAGUAAUCCUCCUGAACCACCAAGUCCCGUCUCAGAAACUCCCCAGUGACUGUUUUGUAGGGACCGCACAACAGCGGUCACCUGACGUCUGCGCACUCUCCUCUGAUAAGCUGGAGAGAAAAAGGCACAUUCGACCCCUGAGCCCUCAGCACUAACCACGGUAUUGUGGCCAGAUCACAGACUCCAGAAAGCUUUCUAUUUAUACUAAAAGCAUACCAACUCUUGACUUAGAAACUCUUGACUUGUCUAACAAAUCAUAUAGAGAAAUAUUUGGGUUUUUAGCAAUUGUCAUCAAUAAAACCCUAAACAAGUA